This is a messenger RNA of Meriones unguiculatus (Mongolian gerbil), 2951 nucleotides long. RefSeq names its product RAD54 like (gene Rad54l). Gene Ontology annotation, biological process: reciprocal meiotic recombination; double-strand break repair via synthesis-dependent strand annealing. Gene Ontology annotation, cellular component: nucleus. The transcript is spliced from 18 exons. Gene Ontology annotation, molecular function: ATP binding; DNA translocase activity; ATP-dependent chromatin remodeler activity. The coding region runs from base 708 to 2951 and encodes 747 amino acids. Lineage: Eukaryota; Metazoa; Chordata; Mammalia; Rodentia; Muridae. The record is from RefSeq and is a predicted model, not a curated record.
CUUCCUUCAGGCGGGAGCGCGGAGCGCCAAGUCGACGAGCGCAGCCAAUGGGGGGAUGCGGCGGCCGAGUGGCGGGAGGCUCUGUUGACACUGCCUGCGGGCUGUUAACGCGUGCUCUGGAAGGAGGAAGAUUCGGGGAGAGAUACCGGAGUCGCUCUUUGCCGCUGCUAAGAUUCUCCUUCUGCCAGCCUAGAUCUCUUACUGGUCCUUCCCGGGCUCCUGUUUAACUUCCCUCAGCUCUUUCCUGACCUUGACCUUCCUCGACUGAGGUUCGGCAUCAGUCCAGCUGUGGUAAAUUCCGGUUCCCCUCCGGAGGAUCCAGGCACCUCGCCUUCGUACUUAAGCCUCUGAUUUUCUGGUGACUGGUGAUACCUUCAGGGAGGCAGCCCAGCUAGCUAGGGACAUUAUUCCGACUCCACCUUGCUCAUCUGCAACCUCAUCUGCUUCCUCUCCCGUUAACUUAGAUAAUAGCCGACUCCGCCUGGACUUGCGCUUUGGAUUUCUUGAGACUUGGGUAACUGGCGACAUUCCCAUUUUGGACCCUAGCCUCUUCUGGUUGCGUCCCUCCCACUCAUGCCGACUCCUUAGAAAACCUUUUCAGUGAUCUAGCAGCUCGCCUCUGUAACAUCCCUUGGUCUUGCCUUCUGUUUUUGAGUGUUUUUAACUUGGCUGAUGGGUGCUUGACAUCUGAUGCUUCUGCGCCCAGGAUGAGGAGGAGCUUAGCUCCCAGCCAGGUGGCCAGGAGGAAACCAGAAAGCAGAUCAUCCGAUGAUGAAGACUGGGAUCCUGGCACAGUAACUCCCAAGAAACGCAAGUCCAGUGAAGAGAUCCAGCCCCAGCAGUGUUUCCUGUCCCCCUUUCGGAAGCCUUUGACUCAGUUACUCAACCGACCACCAUGUCUGGAUAGCAGUCAACAUGAAGCAUUUAUUCGAAGCAUUUUGUCAAAGCCUUUCAAGGUCCCCAUUCCAAAUUAUCAAGGUCCUCUGGGUUCUCGUGCAUUGGGCCUGAAAAGGGCUGGUGUUCGUCGUGCCCUCCAUGACCCUCUGGAAGAAGGUGCCUUGGUUUUGUAUGAGCCUCCCCCACUGAGCGUCCAUGACCAGCUGAAGCUUGACAAGAACACACUCCCUGUCCACGUGGUUGUUGAUCCUAUUCUCAGUAAGGUGUUGCGGCCUCACCAGAGAGAGGGAGUGAAGUUCCUGUGGGAGUGUGUCACCAGUCGUCGAAUCCCUGGCAGCCAUGGCUGCAUCAUGGCUGAUGAGAUGGGCCUGGGAAAGACACUACAGUGCAUCACACUGAUGUGGACACUUUUACGCCAGAGCCCAGAGUGCAAGCCAGAAAUUGAGAAAGCAGUGGUAGUGUCACCUUCCAGCCUGGUGAAGAACUGGUACAAUGAGGUUGAGAAAUGGCUUGGAGGGAGGAUUCAACCUCUGGCCAUUGAUGGAGGCUCUAAGGACGAGAUAGACCGAAAACUGGAAGGAUUCAUGAACCAGCGUGGAGCUAGAGUGCCUUCUCCCAUUCUUAUCAUUUCCUAUGAGACUUUCCGCCUUCAUGUUGGAGCCCUUAAAAAAGGAAAUGUUGGACUGGUCAUAUGUGACGAGGGCCACAGGCUUAAGAACUCUGAGAAUCAGACUUACCAGGCUUUGGACAGCUUGAAUACCAGCCGGCGGGUGCUCAUCUCCGGGACACCCAUCCAAAAUGACUUGCUUGAAUAUUUCAGCUUGGUGCACUUUGUUAAUUCAGGCAUUUUGGGAACUGCCCAUGAGUUCAAGAAGCAUUUUGAGCUGCCAAUUUUGAAAAGUCGAGAUGCAGCUGCCAGUGAGGCAGAUAGGCACCUUGGGGAGGAACGUUUGCGGGAGCUCAUCAGUAUUGUGAAUAGGUGCCUGAUACGGAGAACAUCGGAUAUCCUCUCUAAGUAUUUGCCAGUGAAGAUUGAGCAGGUGGUUUGUUGUAGGCUGACACCCCUUCAAACUGAGCUAUACAAGAGAUUUCUGAGACAGGCUAAGCCUGAGGAAGUAUUGCGUGAAGGCAAGAUUAGUGUGUCUUCCCUGUCUUCUAUCACCUCUCUGAAGAAGCUGUGUAACCACCCGGCUCUCAUCUAUGAGAAGUGUGUGGCAGAGGAAGAUGGCUUUGAGGGUACUUUGGAUGUCUUCCCACCUGGUUAUACUGCUAAAGCUGUAGAGCCACAGCUGUCAGGUAAGAUGCUGGUCCUUGAUUACAUUCUGGCCAUGACUCGAAGCCGGAGCAGUGACAAAGUCGUGCUGGUGUCUAAUUAUACUCAGACAUUGGAUCUCUUUGAAAAGCUGUGUCGGGCUCGAAGGUAUUUGUAUGUUCGCCUGGAUGGCACAAUGUCCAUUAAGAAGCGAGCCAAGGUUGUGGAGCGCUUUAAUAGUCCAUCAAGCCCUGAUUUUGUCUUCAUGCUGAGCAGCAAAGCUGGGGGCUGUGGUCUUAAUCUCAUUGGUGCUAACCGGCUGGUCAUGUUUGAUCCUGACUGGAACCCAGCCAAUGAUGAACAAGCUAUGGCCAGAGUCUGGCGUGAUGGUCAAAAGAAGACCUGCUAUAUUUACCGACUGCUAUCUGCAGGAACAAUCGAGGAGAAGAUCUUUCAGCGACAGAGCCAUAAGAAGGCACUGAGCAGCUGUGUGGUGGAUGAAGAGCAGGAUGUAGAACGGCACUUCUCUCUUGGUGAGCUGAAAGAGCUGUUUGUCCUGGAUGAAGCCAGCCACAGCGACACACAUGACAGGCUGCAUUGCCGCCGUUGUGUAAACAGCCGCCAGGUCUGGCCGCCCCCUGAUGGCUCUGACUGCACUUCAGACCUGGCUCAUUGGAAUCAUAGCACAGAUAAACGGGGGCUCCAGGAUGAGGUACUCCAGGCUGCCUGGGAUGCUUCACCUACAGCCAUCACCUUCGUCUUCCACCAGCGUUCUCAUGAGGAGCAGCGGGGCCUCCACUGA